GGAGCGUUUGGAGUUCGAGCUUUUGAAAGACUAUUUCGAGAUGAGUUUGUUGCUAAUGAAGGAGAGGAAUAUGAAUGCUCUGAAAGGAAGGGACAAUGUUCUGCCAGAGGCACAGAAGAAAUUAACAUCUCUUUCUCUGGGACAACUGCUGACAUUCUCUCAAAUACACCUGCAUUGCCAGAAUCAUGUAAGACUCUUCGCUAUCAAGGAGGUGUCUUACCAGAAGUGAGAGAAGAGCAGAAGAAAGACAAAGACUGCUCCUGGGAUUCUGAGACUGAUUCCAAAGGUCAAGGGAAAGUGUUGCCCACCUUGACACUUCGUGCUGCAGUGGGCAAGAAUUUGGAUGCACGCUCUGUUGCAGUGGAGCACGGCAAAGGGGCCUUGACAGCAGCAGAUGAGCAGAUGGAAGACAAUGACUCCCCCUGGGAUUCUGAGGUACCUGCUCUGGAGGAGGCAGUGAGGUCCCGCUGGAUCAAUGGCUUCUGGGCUCCUUUCCCUUUGCUGCUGCUUUUGCCACACGCUUGCACCUUGGACCUGGACAUGCCAGUGCUGCAGACCAAGUGUUCAACUGAUUCUGAAGGUCCAGAAGAAAGUGUGCUGCUUCCUGCUGCAGUGGGCAAGACUUUGGAUGCGCGCUCUGUUGCAGUGGAGCACGGCAAAGGUAUCGUGCCAGCAGCAGGAGCAGAGCUGAAGGAAUAUUUUGACCCUUCUUCUAAGAAUAAGGUUCCUACACUAGAGGCAGAAGGUCUUCAGCUAAGAUCUGAUUCUUCAAGUCUAACAGGUUCUCAGCUGGACAGACAGCCAUUGGUCAGGCAGCUGCUGGAGAAGCCUGAUGAAGUUCUCAAAAAGAACUCCCUGGCAGAACCUUCACUUGGAGCUCUGAAGACCCACAGCAAGGACCCAAAGGAAGAGAAACCGCUGAUGCAGGAGAAACUGGAGAGGUCUGAAGCUAAGGAACCAAAAGAUCAUCAUAUGCAGAAGGAAUGUUUUGCUGCGUCAUUGAAGAGUGCCCCAAAGGAGAAGGAAAUAACAACUUCCAGGAACCUGCAAGGCCUUCCUCCUUCAUGCAGCGUGUCUUUACCUGCAGCUAUCGGCCAGCUGCGAGAACGCAUUCACUGUCUCGAAGUUGAGUACGCCAGGCUGGAAGCCACAGUCCAGCAACAAGCCCAAACAAUUGCAAUAAUUGAGAAGCUCAGGCAAGCCCAAAAGACAUGCAAGUGCUCCAUCAUUCACAGAGGAGCGAGGCCCAAGCUGCCAUAAGAAAGACAGCCAUCUCUCCAGUGUAAUUAACCCAGCAGUGCUUGGGCCAUUUCAGCGAAGGCUCCGAGGCAAACUACACGGAGAGGGGUGCUCUGGAGCUGAGAAUCAUGCCAAGGAAACAAGACAAGCUCUCCUACCCAUUAAGACCUCGAUACUAGAGCAGAGAGAGUCCCUUACUCUCAAGUGGGAAGCAGUGGAGCUGUGGCUCAGGGACAGCUCUGACUCAGCAUGGAUGGCACCAGCAGGGACUGAGUCCACCCUCACCCCUAGAACAUUCCCACCCCUAGAACACCCCUACUCCUAGAACAGACUAAUUUGUCUAUAAUGUAAGGAAAUGAAGU
This is a messenger RNA of Pseudopipra pipra, 1601 nucleotides long. RefSeq lists its product as uncharacterized. The coding region runs from base 403 to 1260 and encodes 285 amino acids. The record is from RefSeq and is a predicted model, not a curated record. NCBI's taxonomy places the organism in Eukaryota, Metazoa, Chordata, Aves, Passeriformes, Pipridae. The transcript has 12 exons.